AUGUCCGACACGGUGUUUCAAAUUGGAUCGUAUGCAACAACGUUUAUUGCCAUGAGAAUUGCCAAGCGCGCAGACGAUGGCAGGAUAGAAUGGUCCGACACUGUCAAGAACGCGGCCGAAGUGCACACAACGUUGGCGGAUUUGCUCACGAUGAACUCUGGGCUUGGCGCGUAUGACGGCGAUAUGCCGUUCAUGCUGGGUAUGUUCAAAACCGAGCGGGAAAUAACCCAACGACUCUUUGACUAG
This is a messenger RNA of Aphanomyces astaci, 246 nucleotides long. RefSeq lists its product as hypothetical. The record is from RefSeq and is a predicted model, not a curated record. The coding region runs from base 1 to 246 and encodes 81 amino acids. NCBI's taxonomy places the organism in Eukaryota, Oomycota, Saprolegniomycetes, Saprolegniales, Verrucalvaceae. The transcript has 2 exons.